Phragmites australis (common reed) is the source of this 2962-nucleotide messenger RNA. Its product is annotated as F-box/kelch-repeat protein At3g61590-like. Gene Ontology annotation, molecular function: protein binding. The record is from RefSeq and is a predicted model, not a curated record. Lineage: Eukaryota; Viridiplantae; Streptophyta; Magnoliopsida; Poales; Poaceae. The transcript has 2 exons. The coding region runs from base 210 to 1430 and encodes 406 amino acids.
CCUUCCACUCGCUCCUCCCCUGCUACAACGCUUUUAACUCCCAACGCAAGAACGCAUCGCCGCCGUCGCCAUACCCUACCUUCCCUCCCUCUGCUGGUGCCGGAUCCUCCACCCGCCGCUCCUCUGUCGGUCUAGCGGCGGUGGAGAUCCAUCCGCGCGAGGACUCAUUCCUUCUCGCGCUGGUCAUCUAUCUGUCUGCUUGUUGCUUCAUGAUUGGUCUCAUGGAUGACCAUGGGUCAUGGGAUUCUCUUUCAGUUGAUCACAUUAGAACUCCUGCAUUCAACUCUGGAGUCGUUUAUGAGGCUAGCAACGGAAGCAAAGAAUUCUCAGUUUCAUUGGACAUGGUCGUUCCUGAUGAUAUCCUGGAGAGAAUCUUCACAUUCUUGCCUAUAGCAAGCAUGAUAAGGGCAGCAGGAGUAUGCAAAAGAUGGUAUGGCAUUAUCUAUUCAAGCAGAUUUCUUUGGACCCACAUGUUGCCUCAAAGGCCGUGGUACUUCAUGUUCACCUCUAAUGAAACUGCUUCUGGGUAUGCUUUUGACCCCAUCCUCCGGAAGUGGUAUGAUUUAGAGCUUCCUUAUAUUGAUAAGAGCAGUUGUUUUGUCUCUUCUUCUUGUGGCCUAGUUUGCUUCAUGGAUAAUGACAACAGGAACACCAUUUCUGUAUCUAACCCUAUCACAAAAGAUUCCAAGAGGCUUUUGGAGCCUCCGGGUGUAAUAUUGCCAGAUUACAGUACAAUUGCCAUAAAGGUUGAUCGUUUAUGUCAUAAUUACACCAUUACAUUGGCAAAAUCCAAGCAGAGUCAUGAAGAUUUUGUCAGAUGGGAUUUUUCAGUAUACAAGUAUGACUCAUGGAAUGGUACAUGGGUAACUGCUGUGAGCGAAGUGUUCAUCGGUUGGAGAGGGGGUGAUGAUAGUGUAAUAUGCGAUGGAGUCCUGUACUGUUUAAUUCACUCCACCGGUGUUCUUGGCAAUGUGAACCCCCGUCAUGGCCUUAUCAUGUAUGACAUUGUUGCUGGACCUUCUGAGACUUCGUUAAUGCAAACGUCAAUCCCAAUACCUUGUUCUCUCACAUGUGGACGUCUGGUAAACUUAAAGGAGAAGCUGGUUUUGGUUGGCGGAAUUGCCAAACACAACAGACCAGAUAUCAUUAAAGGAAUAGGAAUAUGGGAACUCCAUGAGAAGCAAUGGCAUGAGGUAGCUCGGAUGCCAUACAAAUUCUUCCAAGGAUUUGGUGAAUUUGAUGAUGUUUUCGCCAGCAGCGGCAUGGAUGACCUUGUCUACAUACAAAGCUAUGGUGCAACUGCUUUGCUUGUUUUUGACAUGAUGCAGAAGCAAUGGAGGUGGUCAGUAAAAUGCCCUGUGAGCAAAAGAUUUCCUCUCCAGCUUUUCACUGGCUUUUGCUUUGAGCCUCGGCUCGAUAUCACUUCUUAAUAUGUACCAGUUUAUCUUUUUACCUUUCAGUGGAAUCAGAUCAGCUAUCAUGUUAUUAUUCGUGAAAAUCCAUGCAAGUUUUGUCGCAUUCUUUCAACCAUUUUGUUUUUUUCCUUUUCUGAGUUCUGCCCCUGCCUCAUUCGUCCUGCUGGAUGCAAUCACUUGUUUUUGCCUUGACCUCAGAUAAAUAUGUAGAAUACUAUAUGUGCUGACUUACAUAUCUUUGUGAUGAUCUUAUACCUGUAUUAAAAUGUACCCUUUUGUUGUUUCUUUUGCCAAAAAAAAAAAAAACACAGUAUAUUGAUGUACUUUCCUUAUCUGAUUUCCCAGUUCUGCCUUGAACUGUUUCGGCAACACCUGCAUAUGCUGUCUGUACUUAAUAGAGCCACUUAGCAUGUUUAACUUGGUCCAUACAAAUGAAUGACAGGUUGCCCUUACAGCACGAUCAGACAUAAAAUUUGCAGUGCUGUAAAUUAUGUAACCUGCCUUCCUUGUUUUCCGAGAUCAUCCUAUCCAAUAUGUUUUGAAACCACUCCUAUCCUAUAUGUGAUAGCCAAUAUUUGUCCUUUUUCAGUCUUGAGCCACAACUUCAAACUGUAUACAUGUUUGUUUCUUGUGUCUCACUAUUCAUCCACGCUGGCCCUACAUCUCCUGAGGUUGCUGCUGCAAACAGCUUGCACACUGGUCUCACCAAACCAUUGAAAGUCGUUUCUCUGAACACUGACCAGUGCCUUACUGAUUUUUGUAGAAAUCAUCGUGGGCCAAAUCCAGGUUUCCUCUUGUGGGAGCUGGCCCAUUCUUUACUGUCUCUGACCUCCAUGACCAUGACCCUGCAGCAUGAUGCAAGUGAGCCAGAGAGGCCAUUGUUGAAGUUUCAACGCUUGUUACAGCAGCUUCUGUGUGCAAGUAGUGCUCAGCUGAGGCAUUAAUGGCUUAGCCGUACCUGUGGUUCUCAGUAUGCUGUUUUUUCUUUUCUUUUCUUUUCUUUUUUGCAUUGCUUUGAGAAGGAUUCUCAGUAUGGUGUCGUGCACUUCAUGCAGUGCAUAUGGUGGUGUUUGUUGUUUUGCACUGGUUUUCAUCUUUCUACCGGCUUGCUGUCUCUCCAUGUGGUCUGUUUUGUGACUGCUGUUUUACUUUUACCUCAACACUGAUCCUUGAUUUGCUGGCUUCUGCUUUCAUCAGAAGCUUGUGAGUCAGAUGUGGUCUCCAUGCAGGAUUUUAUUUGAUUUUCUGGGUAAGGAAGUGAUCUCGUGUCGUUUGCUGUUGGCACCAGCUGUCACAGAUGAGGCCUCUCAUCUGAAAUGAUUUUGGUAUUUUGUCCUCCAGUUCCUGUUAGUCUGUUAUGUAGGCUUGGCCAACAUAGAUAAGGAAGUGAUGGUGCCUGCUGGCUAAGCAUGAAAUCCAGAACGUGGCUGUACAGUGUAUAGUGCACAACAUCAGGUUCAGUUCUGAUAUUGUUUUUGAACAGGGAGCUUUUGCUGUGUCUGUGUGGAUACUGAAUAGUAGUUGGGUUGAUUCCAGUGAUAGUUUGU